AUGGCCGGCAAACGCCAAUACGACAUUGUUCUGCUGGGCGCGACGGGCUACACAGGAAAGCUAACUGCCGAAUACAUCACGUCAAGUCUUCCCACCAGCAUAAAAUGGGCCGUCGCCGGACGCAAUCAGUCCAAGCUGCAGUCACUGGUCGACGAGUUGAAGAAACUCAACUCCACACGUUCCACGCCCGACAUCAUCACUGUCGCCAAUCUCACCACCCCUGAGUUGACCGCUCUUGCCAAGAAGACCCGAGUCAUCCUCAACACUAUUGGUCCAUACUACUUGCACUCAACUCCAGUCGUCGAAGCCGCCGCACAAACAGGCACGCACUACCUGGACGUGACAGGCGAGACGCCGUGGGUCAAGGAGAUCAUUGUCAAGCAUGAGGCGACGGCGAAGAAGACGGGCGCGAUCUUGAUUCCCCAAGUCGGCGUCGAAUCCGCCCCGUCAGACCUGGUCGCCUACAUCGCAACCCGCCUGGUACGUAAAGUCUGGGACUGCGGCGUUAUGGACAUCGUAGCCUCGGUGCAUGAGCUCAAAUCAUCCGGACCCAGCGGCGGAACGCUGGCCACCGGUCUCGGCAUGGCUGACCACUACUCCGCCCAACAAGUCCGCGAGGCCUUCACCGACCCCUUCGUGCUGUCCCCAAGCCAUCUGAAGCCCUACACCAAAGACAACAUCUACCCUCGCAACCCAGAGCCCAACACGUACAUCCGCACGCCACUCCAGAAAUUCACCGGCGUAUGGUCGUACCCACGCCUGGGCAACCUAACCACCUCUCUGGCCGCCAAGCCCAAUGAGGCCGUGGUACACCGCUCCGCCGGCCUCAAUCCAUACUUCUACGGCUUCAACUUCAGCUACGAGGAGUACAUGGCUGUCUCAUCUCCCAUCGUCGGCGUGCUGAUCCAUAUCGCCAUCUCAAUCCUUACCCUCCUCCUCGCAUUCCCACCCACCCGUGCAAUCCUCAAAAUCUUCAACAGCGUCAAGCCAGGCUCCGGCCCAGCCAAGGAAUCGACCAAGAACGACGCAUACGAGCUACGCGCCGUCGCCAUCGCCGAGCAGCUCGCCAAGCCACCCCGCAAGGCCCUCGCCACCUUCCGCUACGAGGGCGGCAGCGUCUACGAACUCACCGCCAAGCUGCUCGCCGAGGCCGCCGUCGUCUUGCUUACCAAGGAGGAGGAGCUCAAGAACAAGCACGGUGUCGGAUUUCUCACCCCGGCCUCUCUCGGUGAUGACUACCUCGAGCGCCUCGAUUCUGCGGGUGUGCAGAUCAGCGUUAAGCAGAUUGGUGAUGUUGGAAGUAAGUAA
This is a messenger RNA of Exophiala bonariae, 1308 nucleotides long. RefSeq lists its product as uncharacterized. The transcript has a single exon. Gene Ontology annotation, cellular component: plasma membrane; mitochondrion; lipid droplet. NCBI's taxonomy places the organism in Eukaryota, Fungi, Ascomycota, Eurotiomycetes, Chaetothyriales, Herpotrichiellaceae. Gene Ontology annotation, biological process: glycolipid biosynthetic process. The record is from RefSeq and is a predicted model, not a curated record. Bases 1 to 1308 code for a protein of 435 amino acids.